AUGGCGUCCUCCAAGGGCUCCUGGGCCGCACUUGCAUUGCUCCUCCUUGUUGCUCUCGCGUCCACGGCCGUCAAUGGCGACCACAAGCUCUCCGCCGGGUACUACGACAAGACGUGCCCCAACGUGCAGCGCGUCGUGCGGCGGGUCAUGGCGUACAAGGUCGCCGGCGAGCCCGCCAUCGCACCCGCCAUCCUCCGCCUCUUCUUCCACGACUGCUUCGUCAACGGAUGCGAUGCCUCCGUUCUCCUGGACGGCACGUACUUCUCCGAGAGCGAGAAGGACGCGCUGCCGAACGCUUCCCUCCGAGGCUUCGAGGUGAUCGACGAGAUCAAGUCCGUGCUGGAGCACAACUGCCCGGCCACCGUCUCCUGCGCCGACGUACUCGCCCUGGCGUCCCGGGACGCCGUCACCAUGCUCGGAGGGCCCGCCUGGAGCAUGCCCCUCGGCCGCAUGGACUCUCGCACCGCCGACAGGGACGGCGCCGAGAACCUCCCCAGCCCACGCGACAACUACACCUCGCUCGUCUCGACGUUCAGGGAGCGCGGCCUCGACGCCCGCGACAUGACCGCGCUCUCCGGCGCGCACACUGUAGGGAUGGCCAACUGCCAUAACUACAGGGGCCGCAUCUACGGCACCGACGGCGACACCAACAUCGAUCCCUCCUUCGCGGAGACUAGGCGGCAGACGUGCCCCGACGGUGACAAUGAGGGUGGCAUGGCGCCAUUUGACGAGCAGACGCCGAUGACAUUCGACAACGCCUACUACAAGGAUCUGAUCGCGCGGCGUGGCCUCCUCAGCUCCGACCAAGCUCUCUACGGCUCGGGUGGGCGGCAGGACGAUCUUGUGGAGAUGUAUAGCAGGGACGGUAAGAGGUUCGCGAAGGACUUCGCGAAGGCCAUGGUAAAGAUGGGGAACAUACGCCCGUCCAAGGGGACCACGCUGGAGGUCAGGCUCAAUUGCAAGAUGGUCAACUAG
Messenger RNA from Aegilops tauschii subsp. strangulata, 975 nucleotides. RefSeq names its product peroxidase 4-like. Gene Ontology annotation, molecular function: peroxidase activity; heme binding. Lineage: Eukaryota; Viridiplantae; Streptophyta; Magnoliopsida; Poales; Poaceae. Gene Ontology annotation, biological process: hydrogen peroxide catabolic process; response to oxidative stress. The record is from RefSeq and is a predicted model, not a curated record.